GCGGCCCCGGCCCCGCCCCCGCCCCCGCCCCGCUCCCUGUUCCCAGCUGCGCUCCCGGCCCCCUUCCCGGCAGCGCAGCGCAGCGAGGGCCGCGGCGCCAGUCCCCAGGUCCCUGCGCCCCCGUGGCUGGUGCCCAGCAGUGUCGAAGCCCCAGCAGUGUGCCCGCACCAUGGCCAGUGACAACGUGCGCAGCGCCCGGGACCUAUCAACCCUCGGCUUCCAGUCUCUAGCCAUGAAGAACAUCGACCUGAAGCAGAUGGAGCUGGACUCGGCCGCAGCCAAGGUGGAUGAGCUGUCCCGCCAGCUGCAGUCCCUGUGGACGGACAGCCCGGGGCAGGCCAAGGUGGAGCGGCUCAACACCAGCUCCCAGCGCCCACAGGACCCACUGGGCAGGGCGGGGUCCCCGUCACAGCCCUAUGCCCGGAAGAGCACCUCGCUGGAGACCACUGAUGCCUUUGCUGCUGGCUACAGCCGCCCAGCCUCGCCCCGGACCUCCUUCUACUUGCCAGCCGAACCGCCUGAGCGAGCCCAGUCGCCCCGGCCCAAGGUGCUGCCCGUGCCCUAUGAGCCGCACACCCUGCCCAGCCCAGGGGGCUCUCCCCGGCUGCAGCGCCCCUACGAGUACCGGGCCUACUCCAGCUCCCCCCGCCCGGCCCCUGCCGACGCACAGAUGUUCUUCCCAGACCGCACGCCACCCCCCCGGCUGGCCCUGCCACCCCCCUACGAGAGCCACAGCCUGUACCCCACCGUGGCUAGCACCUUUGCUCCCUUCCGGGCACAAGAUGACUUGGCCAUCAGGCGAAGGCCCCAGAAGAGCUGGAAUGAGUCUGACCUCGACGUGGCCUACGAGAAGAAGCCAUCGCGCUCGGGCAGCCAUGACCGAGGCAGUGACCUGGCCGCAGGCCCCAAGCCGGGAGUCGCAGGGCUGCAGCUGGCACCCUGGAGGGAGUCCAGCCUGGAUGGGGGCAUGGGGCAGGGCAAGGAGGGCCCCUUCGCCAUGCACAGCGCCACACUGCCACGUAACUACAAGGUGUCCCUGCUGGCCAGCGAGCGCCGGGCCGACAGCUCCCUGCGCCGCCCACCCCCUGGCCACGCUGGCACCCUGCCUCGCAGCUGGCAGGUGGCCCAGCAGCCUGUGUCACGCAUCGCCAUGCCGCCCUCCGGCCCGCAGGCUGGGCUCCACCGGCGCCACAAGCCCUUGCCCCUCUCCAUGAUCUUCCGGCUGCAGAAUGCCUUCUGGAAGUACGGGGCUGCUGGCACCAAGGGGCUGUCCCCUGGCUCCCCACCCUUCCUCCGCUCACCCCUGAAGCAGCCCCAGCUUCAGCAGCCACUGUCCCCACUUGUCCAGUCGCCUCCAGCCCUGGCCCUGACCCUGGCACCAGCAGCAGGUGAAGGGAUGGGGUUGCCAGCGGUCCCUGAAGGGCCAGGGGAGCCUGUGUGCAUGGCCGCAGCGGGCAGUGAGGUGGAGCCAGAGCUGGAGACACUGCUGCAGGCUGGGGAGCCGGAGGAGGUGGCAGAGGUGCCGCGGCCCCUGAGCCCCACGCGGCUGCAGCCUGUGCUGCCGCCCGAGGCCCAGACAGUGCCUGAGUUCGAGGAGGUGGCCCGGGUGCUGGCUGAGAUGCCGCGGCCACUCAAGCGCCGUGGCUCCAUGGAGCAGAGCCCGGGCCCCGUGCUCCCACCCACCCACAAGAAGCAGUACCAGCAGAUCAUCAGCCGCCUCUUCCACCACCGCCCCCGCCGCGAGGAGCCUGUGCCCAGUGCCGACACACCCCUGGAGCCCAGCACCGUGGUCCUGGCCACCCCCAGCCCCACGCUGCCACAGCCAAGUCCGCCGGGGCCUGCGUCCCUGCCCCUCCCAGCUGCUCCGGAGAGCCCCGCCAGCCCGGAGAAGCGCUCGGUGCUGCGCAAGCUCUCGUCUCCACGGCGGCGGUUGAAGCCACGUGUGCGCAUGAAUCCCCUGGUGCUGUUGCUGGAUGCGGCACUCGCCGGUGAGCUGGAUGUGGUGCAGCAGGCGGUCAGCGAGCUGAACGAUGCAAGCCAGCCCAAUGAUGAGGGCAUCACAGCACUGCACAACGCCAUCUGUGGUGCCAACUAUGACAUCGUCGAGUUCCUCAUCAACAUUGGCGCCAACGUCAACUCCCCGGACAGCCACGGGUGGACGCCCCUGCACUGCGCUGCCUCCUGCAACGACACAGCUAUCUGCAUGGCGCUGGUCAAGCAUGGCGCUGCCAUCUUUGCCACCACUUUCAGUGACGGCAGCAUGGCCCUGGAGAAGUGCGACCCGUACCGCGAGGGUUACACUGAGUGCUUCAGCUACCUGGCUGAUGUGGAGCAGGGCAUGGGCUUGUGCAACGGCGGCGUGGUCUACGCGCUCUGGGACUACAGUGCUGAGCUGGAUGACGAGCUGUCCUUCCACGAGGGCGAGGCGGUCACUGUGCUGCAGCACAACAGCCCCGAGGAGCUCGACUGGUGGUGGGCCUCGCUCUAUGGCCACGAGGGCUACGUGCCCCGCAACUACUUUGGGCUGUUCCCCAGGGUGAGGCCACAGUGGAAAAAGGCCUGAGCCGUCGGCAGGCCCGGCCCAGGACGCAGUGGGCACUGGGUCCAGCAGCUUCCGUCCAGUCCUGGCCCAGCUGGGCUCAGCUCGCAGCCCCGUGCUGUGAACGAGGCUCCUGCAGUGUCCUGCUAGGCCUGGGAGGAGGUCUCGGCUUUGCUAGGUGUUGCGGGCUUGGGGGCCCAGCUGUAGCGACCACAGGGGAGCGGGAGGGCGGGGGCAGCCCCGGCCCGGGCGGGGGUG
This is a messenger RNA of Alligator mississippiensis (American alligator), 2797 nucleotides long. RefSeq names its product protein phosphatase 1 regulatory subunit 13 like (gene PPP1R13L). Gene Ontology annotation, molecular function: transcription factor binding. NCBI's taxonomy places the organism in Eukaryota, Metazoa, Chordata, Crocodylia, Alligatoridae. Bases 170 to 2563 code for a protein of 797 amino acids. Gene Ontology annotation, biological process: positive regulation of cell differentiation; regulation of transcription by RNA polymerase II. The transcript is spliced from 13 exons. The record is from RefSeq and is a predicted model, not a curated record.